GAACUUUUUUUGAAAUUGUAUCUCAUAAUAAUCCUAGUGCUUAUCCCUUCUCUUUUAUGCCUACGCCGCAUUGGCCACCUAUAUCAUCUCUGCCACCUUUUUCUCCUCCUUCAAAUGUAUCCUUUAAUGUGGGGAACUUAGGUGAAUCGUAUAGUAUGGGUUCUUCGGGUGGUAAUAUGAUCUGGGCGAUUUCUUUCUCCUCUUUUUUCGCAAACUGUAGUCUUGUCUUCGGGUUUUGUUUUUGGAUCCUCGUCAGAUAAUAACUACUCUUCAGAAGCCUAUAUGCCAUGCAACUCUGAAAAUGUCAUACUGGGUAACAUAGUACCUAAUGAUGAAUUUAAAGAUAAUCUCAUCCUCGAACCAAUGCCGAUUUCUAUGCUGCCUCUGGAACCUGUUGUCACCGAAGAAGAAUUCGAGAAAGAAAUAGACCUCAUGAUGCUUGACUCAGACUCUAUGGCUUUGGAAACCUCUACUGCUCAUGACCUAGUAAGCAGUGCUAAGAUGAGCAGGAGUGAUGAAGUUGAUGUUGAAGAUGAACUUGGUUACAGAUUAGGGAAUAAAAAGGAUCCUUUUAUUUUAGUUGCCCAAGCUAAUCAAGUUUUUUGUGUCAAAGAACAAGGAAAUUCGAGGUGGUCUCUUGUUAUAUCAUCCCCUUUAAAAGACUACAUUUAA
Molecule: messenger RNA, 672 nt
Organism: Papaver somniferum (opium poppy)
Lineage: Eukaryota; Viridiplantae; Streptophyta; Magnoliopsida; Ranunculales; Papaveraceae
Exons: 2
Coding region: 283-672 (129 amino acids)
Source: RefSeq, a predicted model, not a curated record